Rhipicephalus sanguineus (brown dog tick) is the source of this 3833-nucleotide messenger RNA. RefSeq lists its product as uncharacterized. Lineage: Eukaryota; Metazoa; Arthropoda; Arachnida; Ixodida; Ixodidae. The coding region runs from base 2844 to 3833 and encodes 329 amino acids. The transcript is spliced from 22 exons. The record is from RefSeq and is a predicted model, not a curated record.
CAUCCGCAGCUCCAGCACCGGCCUCACACCGUCAACUCUGGCUGCAACUUGCUGUACGUGUGGCACGAGGUGACCGGCCUGCUGGCAGACUACCAUCCUGAACACCCUGUGCCAGCAGGCCAGACUUGCUGUACGUGUGGCACGAGGUGACCGGCCUGCUGGCAGGCUACCUAUCCGUGAGCCAUCCUGAACACCCUGUGCCAGCAGGCCAGUUGCUGUGCGUUUGGCACGAGGUGACGGGCCUGCAUGUGGGCCACCUGUCGGUACUGAUUUUCCUACUGCAAUCGGGGGUGCUAUCCGACCAGCGGCUUCGUGAAGGCCUCGCCUACCCGUAUGCGGUCCUCAACACGUGAUUCCAGCAGGCCAGUUGCUGUGCGUGUGGCAGGAGGAGGUGACAGGCCUACCUACAGGUGGGCCACCUAUCGGUACUGAUUUUCCUACUGCCAUCGGGGGUGCUAUCCGACCACCGGCUUGGUGAAGGCCUCGCCUACACGUAUGCGACCCUCGACACCUGGUGCCACCAGGCCAGGACUGCAAGGUGAAGACUGCGCCGGAAUACGGGUACGGGGACCAAGCCUACAUUUUGCCCCAUCCAAUUGCGUUUGCUCUUUUGGCGAGUCAUAGACUUGCUGUAUGUGUGGCACGAGGUGACCGGCCUGCUGGUGGGGUACCUAUCCAUGAGCCUUCCUGAACACCCUGUGCCAGCAGGCCAGAAAACGCAGUUGCUGUGCAUUUGGCAUGAAGUGACGGGCCUGCAGGUGGGCCACCUGUCCGUACUGCUUUCCUACUGCAAUCGGGGGCGCUAUCCGACCAACAGCUUGGUAAAGGCCUCGCCUACCCGUAUGCGAUCCUCAACACGUGAUUCAACAGGCCGGUUGCUGUGCGUGUGGCAGGAGGAGGUGACAGGCCUACAGGUGGGCCACCUGUCGGUACUGAUUUUCCUACUGCCAUCCGGGGUGCUAUCCAACCACCGGCUUGGUGAAGGCCUCGCCUACCCGUAUGCGACCCUCGACACCUGGUGCCACCAGGCCAGGUACCUAUCCGGGUCAAUUAAAGGCCUCUUGAGAAAAGGAAACAAGAAAAGUUGCUGCGCGUGUGGCAGGAGGUGACAGGCCUACAAUUGGGCCUCCUGUCCAUACUGCUUUUCCUACUGAAAUCGGGUGUGCCAUCCGAGCACCGGUUUGGUGAAGGCCUCGCCUACCCGUAUGAUCUCGACACCUGGUGCCACGAGGCCAGAGAAGCCCUGGUCCGAGGAAAAGCGCUUGCUCGGGGAAUCUAAAAUCUCGCGACGUACAGCCGGAGGUACCCGUUGCCGACAUGGGAGGGCCGACUGACGGCAUCACUGACGGCAACAAAGGACUGCAAGGUGAACACUGCGCCGGAAUACGGAUACGGGGACCAAGCCUACAUUAUGCCCCAUCCAAUUGCGUUUGCUCUUUUGGCGAGUCACAGACUUGCUGUGCGUGUGGCACGAGGUGACCGGCCUGCUGGCGCGCCAUCCUGAACACCCUGUGCCAGCAGGCCAGAUAACGCAGCUGAGGACUGCCUUAAUUUUAAUGUUGCUCUGCGUUUGGCACGAGGUGACGGGCCUGCUGGUGGGCCACCUGUCCAUACAGCUUUUCCUACUGCAAUCGGGGGCGCUCUCCGACCAAAGGCUUGGUGAAGGCCUCGCCUACCCGUAUGCGAUCCUCAACACGUGAUUCCAACAGGCCAGUUGCUGUGCGUGUGGCAGGAGGAGGUGACAGGCCUACCUACAGGUGGGCCACCUAUCGGUACUGAUUUUCCUACUGCCAUCGGGGGUGCUAUACGACCACCGGCUUGGUGAAGGCCUCGCCUACACGUAUGCGACUCUCGACACCUGCUGCCACCAGGCCAGGACUGCAAGGUGAAGACUGCGCCGGAAUACGGGUACGGGGACCAAGCCUACAUUUUGCCGCAUCCAAUUGCGUUUGCUCUUUUGGCGAGUCAUAGACUUGCUGUACGUGUGGCACGAGGUGACCGGCCUGCUGGCGCGCCAUCCUGAACACCCUGUGCCAGCAGGCCAGGUACCUAUCCGGGUCAAUUAAAGGCCACUUGAGAAAAGGAAAAAAGAAAGGAAGAGGAAGCCACGGGUGAAGAACGGCAGAGCGGGGAGACGUGGCCGGGACGUGACCGAGUGAAGAAGGCGACCAGGGCGUGGGAGUGGCGGCCGGCAGAGUUCCUGCGUCGAGGCCGCUGCGGGCUCCCACCUGGGCGCGUACCCAGCUUCUUCAAUCGUCUGGCGUUGGCCAGACACACGCUGCUCAUCGUCUGGCGUUGGCCAGUCAAGACCGGCGUCUCCCGCUUCAAACCCAGUCUGCGGCUGGCGAACGCCGAAGGGGCGUCCGGCCGUUGACCUCGACUCGCCCCACGCUUCUGUCCACCCGAGUGAGCGUCUACCGCACCUCUAGCCGUUGGCGUCUGCGUGAGUUCGUCUGUGCCUUGGCUUCCCCGUCUCCGCUACAAGCUCCGCGUCUCGAUGAACGGUGACACUGCGUUUUUCUCUUGUACUUAUCUUCUGUGAACUGUUCGCGUCCGUUAACAUUUUCCUACUCUUGUUAACUUCUUUUCCGCUUGCAUUUUUUGUACUUUUCUCUCUCCUUCGCUAUUCAUAUUUCUGCUGCGUAAAUACAUUGAGUGUUUGGUUUCUGGUGUGCACAAAUGGUCUCGCCCCCUUUCUUGAUGGCGGUUAUGUCAUCAGUUCAAUGUUUACCGAACCUACACGAGAGCGUAUCGAAUAAAUAGCCUCGUGACAAAUGGCGUCCGCUACGACAGGACGAGACCGUUUGUGACACUCUACUGGUGUUCAGAAAUAGAGAGAAAAGAUGAGCAGGGCAGAUUUAGAAGAGUUGGGAAGGCGCAUGGGUCUAGAAGGCGAGGAACUGGUGGCAUGGUGCGAGGAACGCGAGAGGCGGAUUCGCGAAGAGAUGGCUGAGGAAAUGGAGUUCGAACGUGAAAUGAAAAAGAAGGAAAGAGAGCUUGAAGAGCUAAGGCAAAGAACGCAGCAAUUGAGGCUUAAACUGGCGGAGGUCGAAACGAGACAGCGAGAAGGCGGAGAAUGGCGGGAGCAAUUUUCAUACCUGAGCUCCAAAGAGCAGGUACUCGAUGUGUGCUCUGAAGGCAGGGCCUUCACGAGUGAAUCUGUAUCGUUCUGUAGUGGCAGUAUUGCAAACGCCAGCAACCACACUGGUACAGACUCUCUACAAAUAGAGGACAGAGGCGAGGCGGAGAGCGAGGGUGAGACCAACCAAGGUCUAGGGACAGUGCUGAGUAUGGCUUCGCAAAACUUAGCAAAGAAGGAACAGUCGUGUUCCCUGGAAAGCGAUGCAGCUAUGCAAAAUAGUGCGGCAGAAUGCACAUUUAUCGAAGAGGCACAUGGUCCUCGGGACAGCCCUGAUGAAAGGGCAGUAGAUGUUUCUACGGAGUGCGCUUUCGAAGACUUUCGAGCGAUCUUUAGAAAGGACGCCAAGUCUUCAGAUACAGUGAGUGAAAUAAACGGCAUAGCACCGCGCGUGUGCCAUGUCGAGCGUUCUAAGGCGACAGGCGCAGAGUCUUCCUGUGUACCACUGGCAGCAGUGACCGGCGGCACAGGAAUGGUCGAUGACCAUACAUGUAGCUCGCCUCAAAACAGCGCGACGCUUACUUCAGGUCAACGUAGAGAGCGUAGCGUUCCGUGUGAAGAGCAGGGAACGACUACUAAAUCACUGAGAAUGGAAAGUAGAAAGGAGUUGGUUGAAGGAGCAUGCCACCUAGGCAUUAACAGUGAGCUCCAGAAUGGUAGCACAGAUGUUGUGCAGGGUUCCUUAAUUAAGUAA